UCGGCCGCCAUGGCCGCGCAUGGGAAGUUGCGCCGGGAGCGAGGGCCGCAGGCCGAGUAUGAGGCGCAAGUCAAAGAAAUGCGCUGGCAGCUGAGCGAGCAGCUGCGCUGCCUGGAGCUGCAGGGCGAGCUGCGGAGGGAGCUGCUGCAGGAGCUGGCCGACUUCCUGCGGCGCCGCGCCGAGGUCGAGCUCGAGUACUCCCGCGGCCUGGACAAGCUGGCCGAGCGCUUCACUGGCCGCGGAGGCCGCCUGGGGGGCAGCAGCAGGGAACACCAAAGCUUCCGGAAGGAGCCGGCCCUCCUGUCACCCUUGCACUGCUGGGCCGUGUUGCUGCAGCAGACGCGGCAGCAGAGCCGAGACAGGGCGGCCCUCAGCGAGGUGCUGGCUGGCUCCCUGGCCCCGCGCCUGAGCCACAUCUCAGACGACGUGGGCCGCAUCGUCAAGCAGCUGCCCCGGCUCUCUGGUCACCUCUCCCAGAGCAAAGACUUGGAGCAGCGGCUGCAGGAAGACCUCCUGGAGGUCGUGUCGGAACUUCAGACGGCCAAGAAGACAUACCAGACUUACCACGUGGAGAGCAUGAACGCCGAAGCCAAGCUCCGGGAAGCCGAGAGGCAGGAAGAGAAGCGGGCCGGCCGGACUGUUGCAGCUGCCACCACCACCGAGGCAGGGCCGCUUCGCAAGAGCUCCCUCAAGAAGGGCGGGCGCCAGGUGGAGAAGCGUCAAGCCAAAUUCUUGGAGCACAAACUCAAGUGCACGAAGGCACGCAAUGAAUACCUGCUCAGCCUGGCCAGUGUCAAUGCUGCUGUGAGCAACUACUACUUGCACGAUGUCUUGGACCUCAUGGACUGCUGCGACACCGGUUUCCACUUGGCCCUGGGCCAGGUGCUCCGGAGCUACACAGCCGCUGAGAGCCGCGCCCAGGCCUCCCAGAGGCAGGGCCUGGGCAGCCUGGAAGAGGCCAUCGAGGCCCUGGAUCCCCCAGGGGACAGGGCCAAGGUGCUGGAGGUGCAUGCAGUCGCCUUCUGCCCCCCACUGCGCUUUGACUACCAGCCCCAUGAGGGAGAUGAGGUGGCUGAGAUCCAGGUGGAGAUGGAGCUGCGGGAUGAGCUCCUGCCCAGAGCCCAGAACCUCCAAAGCCGCCUAGACCGACAGACCGUCGAGACAGAGGAGGUCAACAAGACACUGAAGGCCACACUGCAGGCCCUGCUGGAGGUGGUGGCCCUGGACGAUGGAGAUGUGCUCGACUCCGUCCAGGCUUGUCCCUCCACCGAGUCCCUGAAAUCAACCAGCGCGGAUCCAGGGCCCCGGCAGGCCGGCCGGAGGCGGGACCAGCUGCAGGGGACGGAGACCUUCUAUCUCACGAAGCUGCAGGAGUACUUGAGUGGGCGGAGCAUCCUCGCCAAGCUGCAAGCCAAACACGAGAGACUGCAGGAGGCCCUUCAGCGAGGUGACAAGCAGGAGCAGGAGGCGUCCCAGACCCAGUACACACAGAGAAAAUUCCAGAAGAGCCGCCAUCCGCGCCCCAGCUCCCAGUACAACCAGAAACUCUUUGGGGGAGAUAUGGAGAAGUUUAUCCAGAGCUCAGGGCAGCCCGUGCCACAGGUGGUAGAGAGCUGUGUCCGCUUCAUUAACCUUCACGGCUUGCAGCACGAGGGCAUCUUCCGGGUGUCGGGCGCCCAGCUCCGGGUCUCGGAGAUCCGAGAGGCGUUUGAGAGAGGGGAGGACCCGCUGGUGGAAGGCUGCACGGCCCGAGACCUGGACUCGGUGGCCGGGGUGCUGAAACUCUACUUCCGGAGCCUGGAGCCCCCCCUCUUCCCCCCAGACCUGUUUGGGGAGCUGCUGGCUUCUGUGGAGCUGGAGGGCCCGGCGGAGCGCGUGGAGCACGUGAGCCGCCUGCUGGCCCGGCUGCCCAGCCCGGUCCUGGUGGUCCUGCGCUACCUCUUCGCCUUCCUCAACCACCUGGCCCAGUACAGCGACGAGAACAUGAUGGACCCCUACAACCUGGCCGUGUGCUUCGGGCCGACGUUGCUGCCUGUGCCUGCUGGCCAGGACCCAGUGGCCUUGCAGGGCCGAGUCAACCAGUUGGUGCAGACCCUCAUCGUGCAGCCGGCACGGGUUUUCCCGCCCCUGGCCCUUCUGCCCGGCCCCGUCUACGAGAAGUGCAUGGCUCCGCCAUCCCCCGGCUGCCUGGGGGACGCCCAGCUGGAGGGCCUGGCUGGGGAGAAUGAGCUGGAGCUGGAAGCUGGGACAGCGGCCCCAGAGGAUGACUCGGAGGGCGUUGUGGAGGCCGUGGCCUGCUUUGCCUACACAGGCCGCACCGCCCAGGAGCUGACCUUCCAGCGUGGGGACGUGCUGCGGCUGCAUGAGCGUGCCUCCUCGGACUGGUGGCGGGGGGAGCACGCGGGAGCCCGCGGCCUCAUCCCCCACAAGUACAUCUCCCUGCCUGCGGGGGCAGAGAGGCCUAUGGCGGUGGCGCUGCAGCGUGCAGGCGAGUUGCUGAGCGGCCCCGAGGGGCCCCUGCUCGUGGAGUCGGUGCAUCGGCCGGAGCCACGCACGCCGCCUGCCCCUGGUGGCCCCUCUGGACACAGACGGCACUGCUUGCCCCCAGCCUCCCCGGACCGGCCCCUGGAAGUGGAUGAGGUGGUGGCGCAGAACAUGGGCUCUGUGUUCCGAGAGCUCUUGGGGAAGACCGCGGCUCGCCAGGGUCUGGCGCCCACACCCACCAGCACCCCCGGCACUGGGCCCCGCGGCCGCUUGGGCAAGAACAAAGCCUUCUCCCGCGGCUCUGGGGCCCCAGCCUCAGCCUUGGAGCACCAGCCCCAGGGCCUGGACUCGACCCUCAAGCCACACUGAUGCCCCGCUGGCUGCGUGAUGCCCGUGCAGCACCGCAGCCCGCUGCUUCCCGCCGCCCCGCCCAGCCUCCAGGCUCCUCUCUGCCUGAGCCAAUGGUGCCCGCCUGGCGGGUCGGCGGCCGUUCACAAAAACCU
Molecule: messenger RNA, 2987 nt
Organism: Condylura cristata (star-nosed mole)
Lineage: Eukaryota; Metazoa; Chordata; Mammalia; Eulipotyphla; Talpidae
Gene: ARHGAP4
Product: Rho GTPase activating protein 4
Exons: 22
Coding region: 10-2853 (947 amino acids)
Biological process (GO): negative regulation of cell migration; signal transduction
Cellular component (GO): cytoplasm
Molecular function (GO): protein binding
Source: RefSeq, a predicted model, not a curated record